AGAACAUCCACGGAAACGCAACAUGCAGCUCAACCAGAAGAUGAUGAUGAGACUUGCUGCCAUUGCUGUCAUUAUGUCAGUGAUGAUCAUGAAGACGAAUGGACAAAACCGGUUUGUUCAAUGCUGCACAAGCGUCUCCACUAAGGAAAUCACGUUGCCUAUAACCGGAUUCAAAUAUCAGAAGAGAAAUCCUCCAUGCGUCAAAGCAGUCAUUUUCUUCACAAAAGAGGGUGAACAAUGCAUUCACUGGAACCAGAGCUGGGUUCGGGAGAAGAUCCAGGAGCUCAUAAUCUCAAUGGAGAAAAUGAACAGCACUGUUUCUACACCGCUGAAGAUGAACAGCACUCUGUCUACACUUCUGAGGAUCAACAGCACUAUUUCCACAGCUCUGCAGAUGAACAGCACUCUCUCUACUCCUCUCUCCACCUCCUCUUCUUAAUAAUAAAAACACUAAAGAUAUUUAAACUGAUCAAAAUGGGUUCUGCUGAAAUAAGUCAGCUUGUUUUAAAAAUGCGGUGAAUGCUUCAUGC
Messenger RNA from Danio rerio (zebrafish), 530 nucleotides. It is a transcript of the gene ccl34a.4, whose product is annotated as chemokine (C-C motif) ligand 34a, duplicate 4. Gene Ontology annotation, biological process: immune response; cell chemotaxis. Gene Ontology annotation, molecular function: chemokine activity. NCBI's taxonomy places the organism in Eukaryota, Metazoa, Chordata, Actinopteri, Cypriniformes, Danionidae. The record is from RefSeq and is marked provisional. Gene Ontology annotation, cellular component: extracellular region.